This is a messenger RNA of Oppiella nova, 2032 nucleotides long. The record is from the annotation of a GenBank genome assembly. NCBI's taxonomy places the organism in Eukaryota, Metazoa, Arthropoda, Arachnida, Sarcoptiformes, Oppiidae.
AGCGCCCAAUAAAUACAGACGUCUUGCGAACCAAACGUAUUGUAAACACAAUAGAGUUUACACUGAAUUAGCACUCAUUCACGCAUUAAACACACGUUUCCAUCGGUUUUACAAUCGUUUUCAUGAUUAACAUCUCGUUUGAGACGCCAAUUGUGUCGCCAUUUGUCGCGCAAACAUCACCGCCGAAGAGCACCGCCACCACAGCCGCCGAAGCCAUGAUCUGUAUGAACGCCACGACGAGCGCCGACUCGUCCAACGACUCGUCGGUCAGCGGCGGCUACUCGUCGUCCAUAUCGAUGCCCACGUCAUCGCCGGUCAAGUCGUUGGCCAUCAAACAGCUGUUGGAGAGUCCGCUCAUUAAGGCGCCGGUGGCUGUCGUCCAGAGCUCCUCCACCACCUCCUCGUCAUCCGCGGCGCCGUCCGAGUCGUUGUCCACCACUUCUUCAGCGCCGGUUGUGAUGAGUUCGCAGACGAGCGUUGAGUCGUCGGACGACACGGAUUUGGACACAAAUCCAGAGCUAAACGCCGUUUUGGUGGCCGAGUCGCCGGAACCGUCGCCACAGUCGACGCUCGAAGACGUGAACAACGAGGCGACGGACGGCGUGACAGAAGUGGCCGACAGUCAGUCGAGUCAGUCGUCCGUCACAUCCAUGACAACGGCUGCGGCCGAAGACGACUCGAACGACACGACGAGCGGCGGUUCCAUUGGUGGCCGCAAUUGUCUGCGACGGCAGACCUCUAUGUGCGUCAAUACCUCAAUGUCUUCUCCGCGAGCGUUGGCUAUACUGAAGAACGCCAUCAAAACCUCUUAUAAUAAUAAUUCAAAUAAAUUUUGUGAUAAAAUGGUUGUCAACAGUAAUAACAUGAAUGGCGGCGAAGACGUGACCAAUAAGGGUGUCGUGGAGUCCAACGGCUGCCAGAGUCCGCCGAAUCACAAACUGAUCCGCAACUCGCCGUUCAGUCGCGGAUCAGUGUAUCUAAAGGCUGUCAAAGAGCGCUUUGAGACCCAAAGGGCCGAUAGGAGUCCCAAAGUGGUCAACGAUUUGUCGAUUGAGUUGUCGAUUGACUCGAGUUUCGACCGCCAACUGAAGGGUAUUAUCCGUAAACACGAGUUACAGUCGUCGCCCACCAGUUCAGGGGAACCGAAGGCCAAGAAGAAGAAGGUGUUGUUCGCCGAACCAGUCGUCAGCUCUAAGUUGGAGUUCAAGCUGUUGUCGCCGUCGCCCACGUCCUCGCCCUCCAUAAGCGGCGUUCAGUCGCUGUCGCAACAGCUGUUCCCACAGCAGGCGCGGCAGUCCAUCAUCUGCGAGGGGCCCGACAGUAACGAUAAGAGGCGAAACUCAUUGGUCCACCAAAACAGUACAUUCGAUAAGGAGUUUGACACCAAUUCCGUGGACUCGAGUGACUCCGCGAGCAGCGAUUCGCCGCUUCUCAUGACACAGAAGUUCUUCGCCGACGACUUGGACCCCACGUGUAGUCAAUACCCGACGACUAUCAUCAGUGAUUUCGAUGAUAACUCGGACAUGAAUUUGAGGAAUGCGAUGAUUUCGUCGACCAAUGAUAGCCAACAGGACUCGCAGUCGUCGUCCGAAGACAUGUUUAUGUGUUCGCAACCGAUGCCCGAAAGCCUUGGCGUCCAACUGGUGGACAUCGGCGUGCAAACGAUUCCCAUAAGUGAGAGCGCCGACACGUUCGUGGAGGACCCGGUGCUCAACGUACCCAUGCGUCUCAGUCUAAUUAAGGAGUUGUUUAAUAUGUUUGGAAACGUUUUGGACCAAUACUCUGAGUCUUAACACAAGAGCUUUCAUUUGUUAAAAACCAUUUUAAUUUAUGUCUUAAUAUAUCGUUAAGUUAUAUCGUAAUUACACAAUGAGUUUAGGAGUUAUUUUAAAAAUUGAUUUUUGUUUUAGUUUCUCAUCCAAUAAUAAACACAAAAUGCAAACUAACAAAAUGACACACAAAUACUUUGCGCAACAAACAAAUGAAUGCUAUAUUUUUCUCCAUAAGCUAUACAACUAUAAAAACAAUUUAG